UAUAUACACCAUGUGGUAUAUAUCUCAGUAUAUAUACACUGUGUGGUGUAUAUCUCAGUGUAUACAUACAAUUGUGCUCCUGACGAAGAACUCGCAGGUGAAAGACCUUGAAACACAACUGUGGUCCUGAGGAUGAACAGUUCAUGGGAGGUGAGAGGCCUGGAGGAUGGCGGUGCACCGGUGGGUUGGAUCCGGGCGGCUCAGGUGUGGGCGUGGACGGUGUCCGUGGUGGGCGGCACUGGCAACCUGGUCACUGUCUGCACGGUGGUGCACCAGCUACACCUCGGGCGACUGCACCAUCGGGGCCGAUACUACCAAGAUGGCCACUACCACCAAGAUGGCCACCACCAGGAUGGCCACCAGCAAGAUGGCCACCUGCAAGAUGACCGUCCAUCACUGAGGGCACAGGGUGACACUCUCCUCCUGCUCCACCUCAGUGCCUGUGACCUCGUCUACUGCGCCAUCAACCUUCCCGUCACUGCCAUCACCUACAACUAUGCCAUCGCCGCCGCCGCUCCACCAUCCCGCCUCUACUGCACCGCCGCUGCCAUGUUCCGCUACGUCAAUGCCCUGGCAGAGUGGACCACCCUAGGCCUAUUGACUGUCCAGAGGUGCGUAGACCUAGGACGCUGGCCCGGCGCCCGCUUUUUCAAGCCUAGGCCUACCAUUCUCUUCAUUAUAGGCAUCUGGGUAGGCAGUGUCCUCCUCCAGCUGAACGCCAUCAUAGAGGUUAGGCGUACAAGUGCGAAGAGGAGCCCGACGACAGUUGUACUUCUAACUCUGGAGUCACUAUUACCUUGCUGUCUGAGGCUGGUGGGAUCUCUCAGCAUCAUCUGUCAGAUCUCCCGCAAUACCAGGAUGCUGAGGCAGGCUGGCAUGCCUAAGGAGCUAGUACGGCGUAGGUACCGACGAAUGCUGAGGUCUGCCGGGCUCCUACUUGCCCUGCUGCUGCUCUUCCUGGUCUGCGUGGUACCUAUCUGCCUCUACAACAUCGUGAACCUAGCUACCGACCGCGACGACGUGCCUAUAGGCAUAGCAAUAUUUAUGUUUUACUGGAUACAAUAUGGGGUUAAUUUUCUGGUCUACGGCGCCAGCAACCAGGCCUACCGGAAGGCCUAUGCCCAAUUUUUUAGGCAUAUGGCCGGCAUAGGCCGGGGUAAGCUGGCGUUGAGGGAUGGGGUAGGCCUAGGCUGGGCUGCCAGGGGGGUGGUAGAGGGGGGUCUGGUGGCUGCUAAGCCUAUAAAUGUGGAUAUAGGAGUGGGUAGGCCUACUGGAGGGGGUAGUAGAUGCCUGCUUGGGGGUGGGAGGUACCUGGGGUUCCACCUGGUACCUAAUUCCACCUCCAGUACCGAGAGUACUUCGUCUAGGAGGUCAGUAGGUACCCUGGAGUCUGGUACCUAA
Molecule: messenger RNA, 1401 nt
Organism: Cherax quadricarinatus
Lineage: Eukaryota; Metazoa; Arthropoda; Malacostraca; Decapoda; Parastacidae
Source: RefSeq, a predicted model, not a curated record